AUGGAAAAAUUUGAAAGAGAUGGUGGUGCUAUGAAUGUUGAUGUAUGUGGUUCAUCUCGCGGAGAAGACGAGCAAGUCAAAAUUGAUGUUGAUUCAUUGGCCUCUUCCGUUGAACAUAUGAUGUCCCAAAAGUUGACAAUGUCAGAUAAGUGUUGCAUCUUCAAAGUGCCCUACAUUCUCCGAAGGCAUAGUGAAAAAGCUUAUCUCCCCAACGCAUUUUCAAUUGGCCCCUGGCAUCGUGACGGUAAACUGAUGAAAGCUACAGAGAAAGUUAAACUGAAGUAUCUCAAAGGCCUUCUCUCCCAAGCAUGUAAGGGUAUAACACUGAAGGGUUUGAUCGAAGCCAUUAGGGAGAUCGAGAAAUUGGCACGGGAAUGCUAUGCUGGACAAAUUGACAUGGAUGAAGAGGAGUUUGUCAAAAUGCUGGAGCUUCCUACAAUUGUUGAUUCCGAUAUUGAUCUGUCUCUUGAUAUUUCUUCAUCAAGAGAUGUAGCUCCUUAUGAACGACCUCUUGAUGAUCAUAUACCGCGAGCAGUUCAGCAUAAUAUCCUUCUCUAUAAAGUUCCAUUUCAACAGGUUUUUCCGAUAAAAUUGAUGGCAAUGGUUCCAAAAGAUAGAGGUUUAGGUACAAGUGAUGGUGGAACGUCUGACUCUUCUUUUGGAGAAGGUGCUCAUGUCAACAAUGAUGUUGAUUCACUUGCCUCUUCUUUUGGAGGUGCUCAUGUCAACAUUGAUGUUGAUUCACUUGCCUCUUCUCUCAAAAACACAAUGUCCCAGAAUUUAUCAGUGUCCCAGAAGUGCUCCAUAUUCAGGGUGCCCUACAUACUUCGAAGGCAUAAUGAAGAAGCUUACAUUCCCACUGCGUUUUCAAUAGGACCCUGGCACCAUAACAACUCAAAGUUUAAACCCACAGGAAAGGUGAAACAAAGGUAUCUAAAGGACCUCCUCUCUCGAGCAACAUGCGGAGACACCAUGUUGAAGGAGAUGAUCAAAGCCAUCGGGGAGAUCGAGCAAGAGGCGCGCGACUGCUAUUCUGGACUAGAUACUUAUCUGAAAAGAUACUACUAUCUAGACGUCUGCCAGACGGUGAACCUGUAUUGCCACCGCAUAUGGCCUAGAUUGCGUAUUACCUUUAAGUUGGGCACCCCAUUGAUCGUUGUUUCGCAGAUUGGCAGCGUCAUUCUUUUAAUCCUCACCGUGCUACAGACCAUAUUUUCCAUCAAGAAGUAA
This is a messenger RNA of Dovyalis caffra, 1230 nucleotides long. Lineage: Eukaryota; Viridiplantae; Streptophyta; Magnoliopsida; Malpighiales; Salicaceae. The record is from the annotation of a GenBank genome assembly.